AAAACAGCUGGAGUGCUUUUCCCCAGAUGUUGUUACAUAUGUUAUCCACAGCGCGGCCCGCUUCUCUUUUCCCUUCCCGCUGCAAACCGCAGGUCACCGACCCGCCGAAGGUACUGGAACAUGUCGAGGUGCUCUCAUCGCAGCACGCAGCGACUACGUGUCCGUCAUGCGGUACCGUUGUGGUGUUCGCUUUAGCACGUCAACCCCCCCCCACCAAUAACUAUAAAGGCAAAUCCCCCCUCAGCCUCUGCAGAUCAGCUGCAUCAGUGUUUCCCACUGAGGGUCACGUGACCACACACGCUAUGGGAAUAUGUAGGGAUGCCGCCGCUCGUGCACUUUGCGCCCUCUCUGUUGAUUCCAGUACGACGCCACGCAUCUGUCCCCCCCCCCCGGUAGGUAAUUGAUUGCGCGGAUGGUUCUUGUUAGCGGCGUAGGAGGCGUGUGAGGGCUCAGCCCUCGGCCUCGACCAAUGGAAGGGAGGGCAAGGCUCUACACCCGCGCUCGGGGGCCCUCCAUAUAUAACCGCCGCGAAACCCCCACGACUCACUGUUCAUCGUCCCGCACGCGCCGCUGCUUUCUGGGAGUCGCGUAUCUUAAGGGGGAAGUGGCGAGUAGGAUUGUCUGAUGCUAAACAAGUCACCUGGGAAGGUGUUUGCGUGACGUUCUGGUUUGGUAUUUAGGUGUUUUUCAAGGGAGAGGAUGUCACAAAUAGCUACAGAAGCUGAUGGUUUUUGGAUAAUAAUGUUAAUUUUGGGGAGAACUCUUAAGAAUUGAGCAAGAUUAUGCUCCUCUGAAGGUAGAGAUCUAUUCAUCACCUUUAUUCUCGGUUAUCUCUGUCUGUAUGUCUUAAAGUAAGUAAAGCCAGUGAGAAGUCUGACUGCGUGUUACAUUGUUACAUAUUGUAAUAUGUUUAGGAAUUCAUCUUUAUCAAAAGAUGAAGAGGAAAUCAUUUUGACUUGUUAUUACAGGGUUGGGGAGUUUAAUCCGAAACACACAUUUCAUGAAAUGACAUAAAGUCAAAAAACUGAGUAAAGAAAAGACCAAUUCCAUCUAUUGGGUAAAUGUAAAGGAGUUGAUACAUUAUUCCUCCGGAGGGGAAGACUUGAAUUGAGUAAAUGUGCUUUGCUGCUCUUCUGCUCGCCGUCCUCUUCGUCAGUUCCACGAUGGACAACGAGUCCCGCUCGGUGCAGCUGAACGGGAAUAAAGUCCGCGGCCAAACCGGCGGCAACAGCCGAAGACAGAACUCGCCUGGAGUCGGAGGCGGCGCCGGUCCCACCAAGGCCGCGAGCCGCAGGCAGAGGUGGGACGUGAGGCCCUCCGAGAUGGCCAACAACACCCUGAAUCCCAUCAGGGCCAUCGUGGACGGGAUGGAGCUCACGCCCAACCCGGACAAACCCAUGAUCUCGCUUUCCAUAGGGGAUCCCACUGUGUUUGGGAAUCUGCCGACAGAUAACGCCGUGCUGCAGGCGCUGAAAGACGCCAUAGACUCCCAACAGUACAACGGCUACGCUCCUUCUGUCGGUUACCUGAAGAGCCGGCAGGCCGUAGCCAGCUUCUACAGCUGCCCCGAGGCGCCGCUGGAGGCCGAGGACGUGAUUCUGGCCAGCGGCUGCAGUCAGGCCAUCGACCUGGCUAUCAGUGUCCUGUGCAACCCCGGGGACAACAUCCUGGUCCCGUGCCCGGGCUUCUCCCUCUACAAGACCCUGGCUGUCUCCAUGGGCAUCGAGGUCAAACUCUACAACCUGCUGCCAGAGAAAUCGUGGGAGGUGGACCUGCAGCAAAUGGAGAGCCUGAUUGACGAGAGGACGUCCUGCAUGAUCGUCACCAACCCGUCCAACCCGUGUGGCUCCGUCUUCAGCGAGGAACACCUGCGGAAAAUCCUCCAAGUGGCCUCCAGACGCUGCGUCCCCGUUCUGGCGGAUGAAAUCUACAGCGACAUGGUUUUCCCGGGAUGCAGCUGCCCGUCCAUGGCGUCCCUAAGCACCGACGUGCCCGUCCUCUCCUGCAGCGGCUUGGCUAAGCGCUGGCUGGUUCCCGGCUGGAGGAUGGGAUGGAUCCUCAUCCACGACAGGAACGACGUGUUUGGGUCAAAGAUCCGCCAGGGCCUGUUGAAACUGAGCCAACGCAUCCUGGGAGCCUGCACCGUCGUCCAGGGAGCCCUGGAGAGCAUCCUCAACAACACGCCCCAAGGCUUCUACGACAGCACCGUCGGCUUCCUGAAGACCAACUCUGAGAUCUGCUUCAAUGAGCUGAACGCCGUCCCCGGCCUGAACCCCGUCAUGCCCUCAGGAGCCAUGUACCUCAUGGUGGGGAUUGACAUGGACCACUUUCCAGGCUUUAAGGACGACGUGGACUUCACUCAACAGCUGGUGACCGAGCAGUCCGUCUUCUGUCUCCCUGCCUCGGCCUUCGAGUACCCCAACUUCUUCCGCAUUGUGGUGACGGUGCCCGAGGAGAUGAUGGUGGAGGCCUGCGGUCGGAUCCGGGACUUCUGUCGGCGCCACCAUCGGCCCCGCAGCCGCAACGGCAACGACCUGGACCAGUGACGGCGUCCCCGCCGAGCGCGGAGCGCGGAGGACGGCGCCGUCAAACAUCCGCUGAUGGAACCGGCUUUGGCGUUUUUAUUCUGCCGUAUGUCCAGUUAAAGAUGAAGGAGUUAGGAUGCAGAAAACUGCGCGUCGGCGUCAGCGCGGCGACGUAAAGGCGUCUGACUGUGAUGUGAAGCGUCUGCAGCGAGAAGACCUAAUAUUUAUAUUUUAUACAGGCAGCGUGUUUGUGUGUAUUUAUAUGAUUUGUCCAAUGCUGUGACGUAACCUCCUUGAUAUGAGCUGCAGUGUUGUAGACGUCCCCGCUGCCCCAAUGGGAGGUUAAUACAUAGACUUUAGUAUCCAUGUUACGUACUACAUCGGCGUGGCCUUCAUCAGAACAUUCAAACAUUCUCUGUGUCUGUGCGUCAAUUGUGCGUCACGUAUAAAUGUAUUUACUGGUUUUAUUACCAGCUAGCCAAUAAAAACGUGUUGGCUGUAAGAACAAAGCAGUUUGCCGAUCGACAACAGACCGAACGGCGCACAACAGCAUAUUUUAUAUCUUGUUUUCACGCCAUCCAUCACGACGUGACGGUGGAACGUUGUGCGGUUUCUGACCGGGGGCGAUGAGACGGAUUUCACCUGGGCGGCGUUUCUCUUUGUUGCAUUGCGAGCUGGGACAUUUUAACGUGCGCGUUAUCUAAACGCUUUCCAGUGUUCGCCCGCGGCAUCGGCGGGCCAACGUUUUGGGGUAAUCGACCAAAUACCUUCAACCGAUGACAUUGCUUGGUGAUUUUAAUGGGAGGUAUUAUCAUACACGACCAGUGUUGGUUACAAAGUAGCGCAGUACUGUAAUUCCACUACUUUUACCGGUAACGAGCAUGCAACUAAAAUAAAUUAACGCAGUUACAAUUACUGAAAUUGAAAUGUUCCUCUCUUUGGUGACGCGAAGCGGCCGGCCGGCAAAUAGUAAGUAAACAGCUGCCUGUCGGCACUAAACAGUUGUGUCACCAAACGUUGUGCGUCGAGUCCGACACCUGAAACAGUUAUUCUGUAUUAAGUUAAGUAUUAAAAGGGACUUUUGUACUAUUUCUUGAUUUGGAGGCCUGUUGAUUACAAUAAAUAGGUCUAAAAAAUAUGUUUAUUGUGUUUGACUGUUCAGUACCAUUUAUAUUCAUUGCAUUUAAAAAGCAUAAAAGUUACUUAAAAGUUUCAUUCCAGAGUAACUAAUUACUUUUGAUACACAGUAACUGGUGAGUAAUUCAAUCACCUUUAAAAGAAGUAACUAGUAGCUGUAACUAAAUACUCAUUUUCAGUAACUUGCCACACUGGUUGAGUAGUUUUGAGAAUAAACUUUUAAAUGUA
This is a messenger RNA of Gasterosteus aculeatus aculeatus (three-spined stickleback), 3890 nucleotides long. NCBI's taxonomy places the organism in Eukaryota, Metazoa, Chordata, Actinopteri, Perciformes, Gasterosteidae. The record is from RefSeq and is a predicted model, not a curated record.